Molecule: messenger RNA, 2353 nt
Organism: Elgaria multicarinata webbii
Lineage: Eukaryota; Metazoa; Chordata; Lepidosauria; Squamata; Anguidae
Gene: RNF115
Product: ring finger protein 115
Exons: 9
Coding region: 98-991 (297 amino acids)
Biological process (GO): protein ubiquitination
Cellular component (GO): cytoplasm
Molecular function (GO): ubiquitin protein ligase activity
Source: RefSeq, a predicted model, not a curated record
AGGCCUGAGUCUGUGGCCGGUGUCGGCUCAGCGUCGUUGUCACUUCCAGCCCGGAGGACUGACGGCGGCAACCGGCAGCAGCGGCGGCGGCGACAAGAUGGCGGAGGCCUCGGCGGCAGCGGCGGCCACCGUCUCCCAGCACCGCUUCUUCUGCCACAGCUGCAAGGGGGAGGUCAACCCCAAGCUGCCGGAGUACACCUGUCCCAGAUGUGAUUCCGGCUUUAUUGAAGAAGUGACAGAUGAUUCCAGUUUUCUAGAAGGCGGUGGCAGCGGAAUCGACGACAGCCCGUCCACCCCGUUUGCAGAGUUUUGGGACCAGCUGGACCGCUCAAUGGUUUUCCCGUUCCUGAGCAGCUCUCUGGACCACGACGGCAGAGACAAUGAAAGGGGCCACCAAGCCCACGCGGACCUUUGGGGGCCAAGCCGACCCCCGCGGCUGCCCAUGACGCGGAGGAACAGACCCCGGUUCACCACGCGGACCGAUAGAUCGCCUGCCAUCGAAGGGAUAAUACAACAGUUCUUUGCGGGCUUGUUAGCGAAUUCGGCGAUUCCUGGUUCCCCGCCUCCCCCUUUCUCCUGGGGCGGCAUGUUGCACUCGAGUCCCGGGGACUACGCCUGGGGACAGAGCGGCCUGGAUGCUGUUGUCACACAGCUUCUGGGACAGCUGGAAAGCACGGGACCUCCCCCGGCAGACAAGGAGAAGAUUUCGGCUCUCCCGACAGUGACGGUCACUCAGGAUCAAGUGGAUACAGGUUUGGAGUGCCCUGUGUGCAAAGAAGACUACACCGCCGCGGAACAGGUCCGGCAGCUCCCGUGCAAUCACUACUUCCACAGCAGCUGCAUCGUGCCGUGGUUAGAGCUGCACGACACGUGUCCCGUCUGCCGGAAGAGCCUAAGUGGCGAAGACUCCACUCGACAAGCAGCCAACUCGGAGGCGUCCACGAGUAACUCCUUUAGCAGCGCCGGCCUACAGGACCGAUGGACAUUCUGAAGCCUCUCCGGAGCAGCUGGGGCGAGGGAGGGGGCGGUUCAGGCCUGUAGUAUUCCUUACUACAGUUGUAAAUUGUACAAUAACGAAACGACAAAACCAAGUAGCAAGAAGAAAGAGAGAGAACUGACACGGAAAUGUGGAACCACAUUUCCAGCCCGCCACCACGGCGAGGGUGGGUCACCUUUCCGAAACUGCUAGCAUCUCCGGCUGAGUCUCCGCGGCCUCCAAACAAUCUCUUUCAUCCUUAAAUUUCCAGUGCGACCCGUUUAGAGUUUGGGAAGGGGGUGGAGAGGGAGCGCGAGGUGGUUCCUAAACAUUUGUGGGUUCUUUUUCCGAGAGCAAGCAGGGGGCCUCUGUCUGCCGACUCCUUCCUCUUCUGGGAGGGGACAAGAAAGAGGACGCCCCAAAUCAACGCCUCCCGGGAAAGGGGGGUGUCUGUUUGGAACAAGGGAAGGAGCUGAGAGGGUUGGCAGCCGGGGCACAGACCUUCCCGUCAUCCCACAACAUGGAACCGGUUGAAUGGACAUUCGCCAUCUUUUUUGCAGCCUAACCCCUCCCAUGGCAUUCUGGCUGAAUUUUGGGGGGAUUAGGUUGAAAGACACCCUGGCUGCCUUCCUUUCCGUUCUAUUUUCCUGGAAAGGGGAGGGUGGUCAGAGAGAGAGAAAGAGGAGGAGGAGGAGGAGGAGGAGGAGGAGCAGCCCUGGAGUCGAAGCCUCUAGUGAAAUGUAUUUUCCCUGCUCUCAUCCCAUCGACUUUGGGUUUGAAACCGAAUUCUAUCCAUUUGCUACUUAAGACCCAUUUUUGCUGCCUUGUUUUUUUUCAAAUGGACCAUGUUUAAUUUAUCUUCCAGAGCAAGGACUGUGUAUUCCCCACCCCGUUUUGUUCUUUUUCUUCCGUAUUUAAAAUGAAAAUGCCAUCUUUCGCUACCAUAAACAAUCGCUUUUUCGUUUCUGUUUUUUCCAUGGAAGUGUUUCUCUUCCCCCCCCCCCUUGCAACUUUUCUACAUCUGCAUUAUUUUCCCCCCUUGGCUUUUAACUUCUGAAUCAUGUCUGAGCUCAGAACAUCUGUGAUGCGCACGCCGGGCCCCGAAACGCCUCUCAUCUGGAAAUAGAAGGGUAUUUGACUUCGAUGGUAAAAAUAAAAGAAGCCCGGGGGGGGGGGUGGAAAGAGAGAGAGAGAUGUGGGCGUGUGGGAAAUGGCGGAGUCAUAUUCCCAGGAAAAACUCAAAACACCACGCAGGGAGAAGAGAAAUCCGUUGCCACUUCAUCGCUGUAACGGUGUACCAGGUACACUCGAUUUCAAACUUAGUGUCUUCUGUUUGCUAUAUAUAUAAAAAAAUUGAAUAAAAGUCUUUAAUAAGAA